CCCUAGUUGCACUGCACCCAUCUCCCUGCAUAUAUAUUGUGGGCACACGAACGCGUCUGCAUGUGUUAUGACUGGUUAGUGGUGUUAGUAGUGUUAGUGAGUGAGGUGAGGACGGUGAGCAUGAGGAGGUGGAGUUGUAAGGAGUUGUGAGUGCAGUAUAUCGAGUGUGUGUAGUGGUAUAUUUAACAGUUGGCGAGAAAUCGCUCAGUUUUACUCAUAGAAGAUUGCACAACAAUUUGUCAUUAUCCAACGGAGAUAAAUUUUAAAUUUAUCAAGAAUGAGUGGAGUAGUCGAGGGAUAAAUAUAUUUCAAUAGACGGUUGGAUUAGGGAGGUGUGGGAGGUGCUUGGAUCGAAGAAUUUUAUUUUUUCCAUGGUUAUAUUGAAAAGAAUAUUGUAUGUGUAUGGGUGUACGUGUACGUGGGCAACAAGGCAUUUUUAUGGCAUGAAUGUGACACAAAGUGGUGUUACAAUGAACAGGUGUUCCUGAUACCACCAAAUUUUUUAAUAAAAAUAUAUUACGCCUCCGAUACAAUCAAUAAUAUUUUGCCGUGAAAAUUAGUAUUGUGGAAUAAUUUUAAUCCAUUUAUAUUCAGCUUUGGAUGAAAGUUUCACAUCGGAUUAUCUCAUAGUUCUGAUAAUCAAUUCUUAAUUGCUGCUCAUUCCAUUCAAAAUGUCAAAAAGCAAACUUCAUCAUAAUCAACAUCUUAUUGAUAGCGACGUCAUUCCUGUUAAGAGUAAAUUUGAUGCUGACAUUAUAAGAUUUUCUAUAAAGAAAAAUGAACAAAUGCAGUAUGAGGUUUUUUGGAGACUACUUGCUGAAAAACAUGAGUUGGGUGAAGAAGAAAAUUUUUUAAUAUGGUAUACUGAUCCCACUGAUGGCGAUUCACUGCCAAUUAAUAAUGACAAUAACUUGGCACGUGCACUGGCAGCGUCGAAGCCAUUAGUCAGAGUAUUCAUAACAAGAAAGGGGAGUGGUGUCGAAGAUGUCAAUGGUUAUGGUACUUUGAAGCCAAAAAACUUGAUUUCAAGUAUAUUGGGUGGCACACCAGGGAAACCAAAGCCACCACUAGCUAUUUCCAAUCCACAUGACUUCCGACAGGUUUCAGCAAUAAUUGAUGUUGACAUUCUCCCUGAGACAUGUAGACGUGUCAGAUUAUUGAAACAUGGUUCGGAUAAACCGUUGGGUUUCUACAUUAAAGAUGGAGAAAGUUUUCGAGUUUUACCACCUUCAGCUGGUGGUGGAAUCGAAAAAGUUCCUGGUGUUUUCAUCAGUCGGUUGGUACCUGGGGGAUUAGCUGAGAGCACUGGACUUCUUGCGGUUAAUGAUGAAGUAUUAGAAGUUAAUGGGAUUGAGGUAGCUGGAAAAACAUUGGAUCAGGUAACGGAUAUGAUGAUUGCAAAUUCUUCAAAUUUGAUAAUCACGGUAAAACCAGCGAAUCAACGUGCUGCCAUGGCAGCUCCCAGACGUGGCUCCUUCUCCAGGAACAGCCAGCUAUCAUCUGGAAGCCAUCAAUCUACCCAAAGUGUUACUGGUAGUGCCAGUGAUGAGGAAGCUGAUGAGAUUGUAGAUUUUACUCAUGUUCACCAGCCGAAUCAUUUCAGUCAUGAUCAAACUGGAGGAGUGUUGCACCUGUGAGAUUACUAAUUUCCUUGGUUUAUGACUCGUGUGAGUAUAAGUACAUGGAGUUGAAUUUCAAAAUUAAUUUAUACCACUUUCUAUGCACUUUUAUUUCAUAUUGGGCUCUUUUUAUAUAAAGAGUGCAAUCGAAGUGCCUUAAAAUACAAAAUUUUGAAACAAUUGAAAUAAAAAAUAUAGAGACAAGGAAAAUCAAAGUAAAAUAAGACCAAAGCAGUGGGUGAAAGAAAAAUUGAUCAUUAAAAGUCAGUGAUCAUCGUACUGUGUGUUACAUUGCAUACGGCAACGUCAAAUCCGUCACAAAAAAUCGUAUCAACUUAAAUAAAUCGAUAUUCAAUAGUUAUACUCUUAAUUGCAGAUGUUUUUUUUGGGGCAGCUAUUGAUCAUUACAAGUAUUAAGAAACGUAUGAGCAUGAAUUUAUAAAUAUGGGCGACAGUACUUAAUUUGCUCGAAAAAUGUCAAGUGUACUUAAUUAGUGUAAUACCGUUUGUGGACUUUUUCCCACUCUCGAUUAAAUAUCGCUUGAAUUGAGGAGAAUUAUUUUCCAUUGUUAAAUUAUCAUAGCUAUUGGGAACAGUAUUUAACAAUCACGUCCGAAUAAAUCGUAUAACGGAUUUUUAUAUUGAUAUUAUUAUUGACAAUGUAAAUAAUCCAUAAACCAUGUUAAUUCAUCGUAUAUUUUUUUUUCUCAAAUGAUACCAAUUCAACGCAGACUAAUAAGCGAAGAAAGAUUGUAUAUAGAUUACUACGGAGGAAUGACAACACUUGCAUUGAAUCAAGUCAAUAGCACGCUGAUGAAUUCAUUAGAAAAAAAAAUGAUUCUAUAUUUUUUCCUAUCAGUGUUUUUACAAUCGAAAAUCCCAAUUUUAUUGAUUGAAUCGUAAUUGAUGAAGUACUCCUGUGUAUAUCAUUCUACUUGACUAGAGUAUGAUAAAUUUAUUUAAUUUUGGUUUUUCUUAAUUCUUAAUUCCAUCAAUAUUAAUGAGUAAUUUUAACAAUAAUAAUUGAUCAUUUUCUUCCGAAAUUUUGUUGGUAAUAGAAUCCAAACAUGUUUCAACUCUCUUCCUCCUAAAUACAUAAAAGUAGAUAUGAUAUGCCUGAAGUUUACGGUAGUUGAUAAGCAAUUUACUACAUCUCCAAUUAUAAAUUGUAAAAUCCACAUGUACUUGGAAAUUCUGUAUAAUCGAAGGCAAUGAUUUGUGAUUCUUAUCGGUUUACAUUUCGACGAGAUGAAUAAUAAAGGUACUGAAUUUUAUUCCAUAUAUGUAUAGAUGGCUCAUAACAGAUUAUAACACGUUAUUGCAUAUUAAGUAUUAUGGGGGAAUCCUUAUGGAAGGGAAUACUGUGAAUUAGUAGAAGCAUUUUCAACAUUCCAACAACCUGAAAUAUUUUUUUUUCAAUUAUAGUUACAGAAUAGCAUGUUGAGUUGGAAAAAUAAAUGACAAUGGCAGUGUCGACGUAAAUAAUUUUCAUAAAAAUGAUAAUUACUUAAAAUUAUACGUUUGUACAUAUAAUAAUGUUAUACUUGUGAAAGCCACCAUUUCGAAUAAAGAAUAUUAUAUUUUAUAGUAA
This is a messenger RNA of Fopius arisanus, 3210 nucleotides long. RefSeq names its product partitioning defective protein 6 (gene par-6). NCBI's taxonomy places the organism in Eukaryota, Metazoa, Arthropoda, Insecta, Hymenoptera, Braconidae. Gene Ontology annotation, molecular function: protein binding. The record is from RefSeq and is a predicted model, not a curated record. The transcript is spliced from 4 exons. Bases 672 to 1637 code for a protein of 321 amino acids. Gene Ontology annotation, biological process: centrosome cycle.